This is a messenger RNA of Pyricularia pennisetigena, 1230 nucleotides long. RefSeq lists its product as uncharacterized. The record is from RefSeq and is a predicted model, not a curated record. NCBI's taxonomy places the organism in Eukaryota, Fungi, Ascomycota, Sordariomycetes, Magnaporthales, Pyriculariaceae. The transcript has 5 exons. Gene Ontology annotation, cellular component: nucleus; cytoplasm. Gene Ontology annotation, molecular function: protein serine/threonine kinase activity. The coding region runs from base 1 to 1224 and encodes 407 amino acids. Gene Ontology annotation, biological process: signal transduction; endocytosis; peptidyl-serine phosphorylation.
AUGGAAGGUGAGAUCUUGCACGACUUCCGCAUCACACAUUCUUACUCUGAAAAUCAUGACGCCGAAAACACAAUUACCGGCGAGAAAGUUAGCCUGAGGCUGAGUCCUAAGAAGCACCGACUUGAAGGUGAAAUCUCAGCGUACAAAUCACUUGCAGGCGGCAUUGGCAUCCCUUUUUUUGACUCGGAGGGAAGCCUGAUUGUUACUACCAGGCUUGGGCCAACUCUUGAGAACCUUUUCGAAAAAUGCGGUAGACAGUUAUCUCUUAAGUCGAUUUUGCUCAUUGCUGACCAGGUAAUAUCUCGCCUGGAGCUUAUGCAUGGAAGAUCACUUGUCCACGGGGAUAUCAAACCUGACAACUUCCGAAUCGGCAUCGGCAAACAAGGCAACGUCAUUCACGUAACCGGCCUCAGCUCAGCUUCUGCUAUCAAUGGAACGUCUUGGCGCCACGACAUGGAAGCAUUGGGCCGCAUGCUCGUCUACUUCGGCGGUGGCAAAACGUGGUUGGAGUUGGUCGAGACUCCCCUAGAGACUCUUUGCGAUGGGCUCCCAGAGGCGUUCUUGUAUUAUUUUGGUCAGCUGCGCAGUUCAGGCUCUGAACGGAAGCCCGACUAUGAGCUGCUGCGGCGAAAGUUCCAGAAAUUGUACACUGACAGCAAAUACCCGCACGACUUUGUCUUCGACUGGACUCUGAUCAGAUACAACAGCAGCAAUAUCGGAAGCAUCGAUAAUGGACAAAGAUUUGCGGAACAGCCCGAGUAUGCCCCAAUAAGCCAGCACGAGCUUAAAACAAAAGUGGUGGAAAUCAGCAACAGUUUGCAAGACCUGGAAACCAAAUUUGAAAAGGAUUAUGCACGAGAUCCGCUUUCCAUUAGGCAGCAGCAAUUCAGAGAGCUGCUUGAUGAAUAUAUAGAUUGGGCAUGGGCCCUCGAUCGUGUAUCUCACAAACGUCCGCGACCUUCAAAUGAUGACAUAGCCAAGAGCAUUUGGACAAUCAUCGAACGAAUCUUUGGCCUGCCUGGAAUGAAGUCGGAUCAGCAACUCGCCUUCUUUAGGUCAGCAUACUCGACACUGGCGGUUCUCUAUGUCACGGUGUCUGCUUCUGAGACCAUCUGGGCUCUAUAUCUCAAGAAAAUUUCGGAACGCGGAGCUGAGUUUGACAGCGCUUGCCGACAGGCAUGGGACAUAACCAGUGAAGAAUGGGCCAAGACCUCCAAGUCAUAGAUUUAA